Aedes aegypti (yellow fever mosquito) is the source of this 2199-nucleotide messenger RNA. RefSeq lists its product as uncharacterized. Bases 131 to 853 code for a protein of 240 amino acids. The record is from RefSeq and is a predicted model, not a curated record. The transcript is spliced from 2 exons. Lineage: Eukaryota; Metazoa; Arthropoda; Insecta; Diptera; Culicidae.
GGCGUCGAGCAGAAUAUUGUCAAUUUGAGUUUAGUUCCGUUCGGAUAAGCAUCAGCCGAAGCCAAAAGUAAAGAAAAGGAAUUCACCGCGAGUGUCGUCCGAGAGUGUCCCGAGUGUGAAGCAAAAGAAUAUGAAGCUGUUAAUCUGUGUACUUAGUUUGUGCGCCCUGGCCGCCGCUCAGGAUAACUUCAAGGAAUGCCUGGAUAAGGAUUCGAUCUCCUGCGUGCAGAUGAUGUUCUACCGCAAGGCCCGCGAGUUCUUCGACCAGCCCCAGAUCAGCCUCGCCGGCGGUCUGUCCUUCGUGAAGCCGGCCGGUCGCGAGUCCCGCUCGUUCAACGCCGACAGUGCCAUCGUCGAGUCCGCCAACAACGUCGAAAGCCGCGAGGAAGCCCUGGAGAACUACGUCCUGGAGCGCACGAAGAACUUCUUCCAGGAGCGCUCGCUCAACCUGGACAUGGCCAGCGCCGCCCGCAGCAUGUCGACCGUCCUGCCCGAGGAGGUCAAGUCCUCGAUGCGCGCCCUCGUCUCGGAGGCCCGCGGCAAGAAGAAGCUGCUCAAGUCCCUGCUGCCCAUCCUCGGACUGGUCAAGCUGAAGAUCGUCGGUCUGGCCAUCUUGGCUCUGUUCGGCAUUGCUCUGAUUGCCAAGAAGGCUUUGAUCGUGUCCGUGAUCGCCCUGGUCCUGUCCAAAUUCCUGUUCCUGAAGAAACUGCUGUCCGGAAAGAAGGAUGACUCCCACGCCUACCACGGAUCUUCCGGUGGAUGGGCCGAAUCUAGCGGCUAUGGUGACUACGGUGCCCACAGCCAGCCUGCCCACUCGAUCGCCUACGCCGGACACAAGCCCGUCCGAAAGUAAGCGACUUUCCACGACAGUAGUGAGGCGCCAUAUUGGAGACUGACCCUCGCGGUUUAGCCUCUGCAAGCACUUACACCAACCGAGAGAAAUCCCACUCACCACACCCCGCCCUGCGGAAGGCUGCGCCGAAUCAUGACGCGUAUGCCACGAGGAGAAAGAGAACGAGACAAAUUAAUUUAUUGAAAUUAUUUAUUACCACACACGCGUUUUUCGUUCGAGCGAUUAAUUUAUUUGUUAGCGUUAACGAGAUUCAUGUCUUGAUGUUGUUGAGAUUUUUUGUUUUCUUGUUUAGGAUCUUUUUCUCUUGUCUAUCAACGCCUUUGAACUCACUCUCAUCUUCAUCUGCAUUUGUUUUUCGAAACUACAUUCCUAACGGCGCAGUUCCUCGUUUUCGGAGGGACUCGCCACCGCUCUGUAAAUCUUUAUCUAUUUUACACAUUCUAGUCUAUAUUUUAACUCUCGCGCAAGGCUGAUUAAGGUAAUUUGAUCAGUGCCAGAGAAAGCUGAAAAUAGAAUAAUUUUGCUACCUUACCUGCGAACGAAGCUCAUCUAUCCUAGCGAACUGCUGCAUUUCACAAUCUAUUUUCUUCUUCCCACGAUUCUGUCCAGUAGCCAUCCAAAACCCUUCUUCCGGUGAAAAAACCCCUCUUGGUGAAGUGACGCGCAAAGUAACCUCUUCACACUAUCUACUACUUCAAAUCUUUUACCCGAAUCUAGAUCUUGACACUCUUCUACAGUGUCCGAUAUCCAGCUCUUCCAAGCAACGUUUUCUCCCAAAGAAACGGUGUGCUCUUUACCCCGUUUCACCCCGCUUUCCCCCACAUUCGUCUCCGACCCGAAAGCUCUUAAUUUUGCGCCACCACCAAUCACCAAAACGGGAAGUCACUCGGCUCCGCUGCUUUCCACACGUCUUAUCGUGUCCGGAACUCAUCGGGAUCCGACCGGACAAACUGCCUGAUUGGCACGCGGCCACGCCAGAGAAAGCCAAAAGCGAGGACCACUUAAUGCCACUUCUGUAAAACUAAAGAAAAAAAUGGGUACUGUUAUUAACUCUGAUUCCAUUUCACUGCAAUGGUAGUUAUCUUUUUUCCCGGGCAUCUCUCCGAUGCCGUCUUAUUUUCAUACUUCCCAUCUGUUGUUUCACCUUCCGAAAAAAAGACUUACCUCUGCUAAUCUAAACCACACACACUCACUAUCUCUCCCAAUCUGUACCUACUGCCAGACGAUAUUGGUUGUUUCAAUUUUCACACUUUUUCAUCUCCACUCGAGAAAAAGAAAAGAAGAAAAUAAGCGAAGAAGAAAUACUUGUGAAAACCACUUGUAAAUAAAAUAGUUGAAAAAAAAAA